CUCGUGGUCCCUUGGGUCAAAAGAAAUAGUCUCCAAACUGCAAACAGCUCUGAUUGGUGACUUGCCUUCUUCCCUCCCCAACCCCCUUCCUAAUUGAAAGCAAAUGUGCAAUAUAUUGGAUGCUGGGAUCCUUGGCGCAGGCCCAGGAAUCCUCAGAAUGUGAGGUCUCUCUCAAAGGCAUCUUGCAUCAGCCUGUGGAUGUAUGCCUACCACGGGGCUCCUUCACCGGCAAAGUGGAAAAAGAAGUGGUUCCCGAGAAAGUCUUCUGGGUUGGGGGAACCUAUUGGAUUAUAACCGUUUCCUUCUCUUCAAACCUGGGCGUCCCUGGACUGGAAGGAAAUCUACAAGCGACCUGACAUUUGGUGCUCUAGAGCAUUCUAAGGCUUGCUGCUUGACUUCUAAAGAAGCUGAAAUAAUUGAGGAGGAGCGGGGACCCUCUGUUUCCAAGGACUCUGUUCUGCAGAGAAUGUUCUGCACCCUCUGAUACUCCAGAUCCAACUCCGUCUUCUGAAAUGAUCCCGAUUCCCAGAAUGCCCCUGGUGCUGCUCCUGCUCUUGCUCAUCCUGGGUUCUGCAAAAGCUCAGGUUAAUCCAGCCAUAUGCCGCUAUCCUCUGGGCAUGUCAGGAGGCCACAUUCCAGAUGAGGACAUCACAGCCUCAAGUCAGUGGUCAGAAUCCACGGCUGCCAAAUAUGGGAGGCUGGACUCUGAAGAAGGAGAUGGAGCCUGGUGUCCUGAGAUUCCAGUGCAACCCGAUGACCUGAAGGAAUUUCUGCAGAUUGACUUGCGAACCCUACACUUUAUCACUCUUGUGGGGACCCAGGGGCGCCAUGCAGGGGGUCAUGGCAUUGAAUUUGCACCCAUGUACAAGAUCAACUACAGUCGGGAUGGCAGUCGCUGGAUCUCCUGGCGUAACCGGCAUGGGAAGCAGGUGCUUGAUGGAAACAGUAACCCUUAUGAUGUAUUCCUGAAGGACUUGGAGCCACCCAUCGUCGCCAGAUUUGUUCGCCUUAUCCCAGUCACUGACCACUCCAUGAACGUGUGCAUGAGGGUUGAGCUUUAUGGUUGUGUCUGGCUAGAUGGCUUGGUAUCCUACAAUGCUCCAGCUGGACAGCAGUUUGUACUCCCUGGAGGCUCCAUCAUUUAUCUGAAUGAUUCUGUCUAUGAUGGAGCUGUUGGGUACAGCAUGACUGAAGGGCUAGGCCAGUUGACUGAUGGAGUAUCCGGCCUGGAUGAUUUUACCCAGACCCAUGAAUACCACGUGUGGCCUGGCUAUGACUACGUGGGAUGGCGGAACGAAAGUGCUACCAACGGUUUCAUUGAGAUCAUGUUUGAAUUUGACCGAAUCAGGAAUUUUACUACCAUGAAGGUCCACUGCAACAACAUGUUUGCUAAAGGUGUGAAGAUUUUUAAGGAGGUCCAGUGCUACUUUCGCUCGGAAGCCAGCGAGUGGGAACCCACUGCUGUCUACUUUCCCCUGGUCCUGGACGAUGUGAACCCCAGUGCCCGGUUUGUCACGGUGCCCCUCCACCACCGAAUGGCCAGUGCCAUCAAGUGCCAAUACCAUUUUGCCGACACGUGGAUGAUGUUCAGCGAGAUCACUUUCCAAUCAGAUGCUGCAAUGUAUAACAACUCUGGAGCCCUUCCCACCUCUCCUAUGGCACCCACCACCUAUGAUCCCAUGCUUAAAGUUGAUGAUAGCAACACUCGGAUCCUGAUUGGUUGCUUGGUGGCCAUCAUCUUCAUCCUGCUGGCUAUCAUCGUCAUCAUCCUGUGGAGGCAGUUCUGGCAGAAGAUGCUAGAAAAGGCUUCACGGAGGAUGCUGGAUGAUGAAAUGACAGUCAGCCUUUCCCUGCCCAGCGAGUCCAGCAUGUUCAAUAACAACCGCUCCUCAUCACCAAGUGAACAGGAGUCCAACUCUACUUAUGAUCGAAUCUUCCCCCUUCGCCCUGACUACCAGGAGCCAUCCAGACUGAUCCGAAAGCUUCCAGAGUUUGCUCCAGGAGAGGAGGAGUCAGGGUGCAGUGGUGUUGUGAAGCCGGCCCAGCCCAAUGGACCUGAGGGCGUGCCCCACUAUGCAGAAGCCGACAUAGUGAAUCUCCAGGGAGUGACAGGUGGCAACACCUACUGUGUGCCUGCUGUAACCAUGGAUCUGCUAUCGGGGAAAGAUGUGGCUGUGGAAGAGUUCCCCAGGAAACUGUUGGCCUUCAAGGAGAAGCUGGGAGAAGGCCAGUUUGGGGAGGUUCAUCUCUGUGAAGUGGAGGGAAUGGAAAAAUUCAAAGACAAAGAUUUUGCACUAGAUGUCAGUGCCAACCAGCCUGUCCUGGUGGCCGUGAAAAUGCUCCGAGCAGAUGCCAACAAGAAUGCCAGGAAUGAUUUUCUUAAGGAGAUCAAGAUCAUGUCUCGGCUCAAGGACCCAAACAUCAUCCGUCUCUUAGCUGUGUGCAUCACUGAGGACCCGCUCUGCAUGAUCACGGAAUACAUGGAGAAUGGAGAUCUUAAUCAGUUUCUUUCUCGCCACGAGCCUCUGAGUUCCUGUUCUAGUGAUGCCACAGUCAGUUACGCCAACCUGAAGUUUAUGGCAACCCAGAUUGCCUCUGGUAUGAAGUACCUUUCGUCUCUCAACUUUGUCCACCGAGAUCUGGCCACACGAAACUGUUUAGUGGGCAAGAAUUACACCAUCAAGAUAGCUGAUUUUGGCAUGAGCAGAAACCUGUACAGUGGUGAUUACUACCGGAUCCAGGGCCGGGCGGUGCUCCCCAUUCGCUGGAUGUCCUGGGAAAGCAUCUUGCUGGGCAAAUUCACCACGGCAAGUGAUGUGUGGGCCUUUGGGGUGACUCUGUGGGAGACCUUCACCUUUUGCCAGGAGCAGCCCUAUUCCCAGCUGUCGGAUGAGCAGGUUAUCGAGAACACUGGAGAGUUCUUCCGAGACCAAGGGAGGCAGAUCUAUCUCCCUCAACCAGCCCUUUGCCCCGACUCUGUGUAUAAGCUGAUGCUCAGCUGCUGGAGAAGAGAAACCAAGCACCGGCCAUCCUUCCAGGAAAUACACCUCCUGCUUCUUCAGCAAGGAGCCGAGUGAUGAUGCAUCAGCACCUGGCAGUGUUCCUGUGGCCCAGAUCCUUCCCACAAGACCUACUGCUCACCCACAUCUAAGCCACUCCAGCUGGACAUUCAAUGGACCCGAGAGACAGAGAAUUAGUCACUCUGCCCUCUCUGUCCCUUGCCUCCUCCACUACACCUCCCUGCUCCCUACUAUUGACUCAUAUAUACUUUUUUACAUGAAAUAACUAAAAGAAGAAAAAAAAAUAUAGAGCAGAUAUUAGUAAAAGAAAUGUUACUUGAUAUACCAAAUGGUUAGAUAAUGAAGACUAGAAACUCAGAUAAUUUAUAAAGGUUAUGCUUCUGUUUAUAAGUGUGCAGAUCCUACAAUAUUUUUCCGUGUCACUUUCUGUAAAAUACCUUUAGAAAGAAAAACUUGAAGAAUAUGAAUGUCUUGAGAAACAUGAGAUUAGGCUUAAGGAAAAUACUUAGAGGUAAUGAAGAAUUGCAGGACUUGGCAUUCCACAACAAAUGGAUGAUUUUCUGAUUUGGACGUGACUCUCAGAUCUCUCUGUCUCUGUCUCUGUCUCUGUCUCUCUCCUCUCUCUCUCUCUCUCUCUCUCUCUCUCUCUCUCUCUCUCUCUCUCUCUCUCUCUCUCUCUCUCUCUCGUCAAAGUGAGUGGCAUGUACUUAAAAACCUCUAUCUUGUGUCUUGGAAUGAAUGUUUUCUUCAAUCAUGGCCAGAGAUCAGAGCCUACCCAUGAAACAGGGCAUAUGGAUAGAAAGAAAUGUCUGUUGUAAGGCUUGAAGUAGGACACAGAAAGGGAAAGAUUGCACAAGCUUCCCGGUAGACCAUGGUCAUAGGAAAGAAGGUCCUCGGAGGAUGACUCGCAAGUGUACUAUUUGUUGUUCAUCUGUGAGGGUCUUCACCUGUGUGUUCUAGUGACAACUUGACUUUACUCUGUAAAGCCUCAAGUUUUGAUAUUUUAAUGGUUGCUCCAUCAGUUCCUCUUGUCCAGUUCUAUAUCUUUCACUAUGUGAUGCCUUUGUGGGAUUUAUAGACUAGGGCUUCAACUUCUCAGGCACAAGUAUCCAAUGUCAUGUCCAAUAUACAAGAGAUAUGUUUAGAGUGUUUCCAAAAGUUUGGCCAAGACCCCUGGAAAAAGUUAUAGGAAGACUGAUUUCCACUUUUGGGAAAAUAUGGAAAUAGAACAUAUGCAGGUGGGGGUUUUCCCAGAGAUGGGGAAUCUCUCAUCUCCGAAAAGUUUCAGAUACUAGCUGAAGAACUCUGCAGGGAAGAGGUUGUUGACUACUGGGUAUAUAUGUAUGGGAUAAUAAAAGGAUGACCAUUUGGUGUUACUGAAAGUGCUUUUGCCAAAGAGAGGGUGGCCAGCGGCAAAGCAUGAAGUUCUUUUCUGGCUUUGGGAUUCACGAGAACUGAUGCAUGAUCAAGCAGGAGUCACCUUAGUGACUAACUUAGUGACCCUAAGUUUUCAUCCUUCACAGACUCUAAGAUUCAGCAGCAAUCUACACUACAAAACCCUUAAAUCCUAUAGAGGAAACCAAGCUGAGGUAAAAUAGUGGUGAUCUGCUUCUGUCUAUCCAGUCAGCUUGCUCCAUGGUCUCUUAGAAACCUGAGAGCUUCUUGGUUCAGCCUUCAGCAUGGCUACAGGACACAGCAGAUGUAUAACUCUAAGUCUUGACAUUAAUUUCAUAGAUCCCAUUCGCUCACAGCACAUUUACCUCCUCUCCCAUGGCUUUUCUACCAUUCUCAGCAAGACUAACUUCGAUCCCAGAGGUAGGAGAGAACAUUGGAUUGGGAACUCUGGCCCUGUGCUGCCUCAAGCCAAGUAUGUCAUUUUCCCAAGUCUUGCUUCUCUCUGAAUUUGUUUUCUUAUCUGUCUCAAAGGAAAACCGAAUCUAUGAUUUAGGAAUCUCUUGGAGUUUUGCUUUGUUUUGUGCUUGCUGGAGAACUAGAUUUGUGGUUGAUGUAGGUUCAGUUACUGCUCAGACAAUUGUGGCCAGUAAUAGUGAUCCCGAGAGACAUCAUUUAAGUAAGAGCAACACCUGCAUUAUAUCUGCUUUAGAGUGACCAGUGCUGCUUCACGUUAUCUCAUUUGAUAGUUCUAGGGCCAGACAUGUUUCUUUCACAACUCUUGACUAUAUACUCUUCAGGAUUCUGCCCCCAGUUCACUGUAUUCCUUUACAAAUGAAAUUUCCAGGACUUUGCUUUAUGGAACUAAUCUAUCCCAGAUGGCUAUCAAAUAUGUAUCUUCAUGUACAGGCACUUUGUUUUUGGUAUGAAGAAGGUUCCACCUUCUGGCACUGAAACCUUUGUAUUACAGACACAGGUUUAGUUUCUAGUUACACUAGUAGAGUUUAGCAGUACAGGUCUGAGUAGCCAACCAUGGUAGAAGGUAAAGACUUACUCUGUAGACAGGUAGCUCAAAUCUAAACUAGGGAAAUGAAGGUAGGUUUUGGAAAAGAAAGCAGAAACAGAUGAGAAACUGUGGGAUCUUGUUAUUUCCCCAAGUAACUCGUGAUCACGAUAUAUGUGAACCAUUUAUGUCAAGAUGUCCUUUAGACUAUCAUAUUUCAAUUUAUACCUUUAUUGAUGAAUGCAUACAUUAACCAGGUCCAUUUAUGUUUUUAUUAUUGGGGAUCAUACCCAGAACUCACAUUUGCUAGGCAUGGGUCCUGUCAUUGAUCUAUGUUCAAAUCUUGAUCUGGUGACCAGAUAAAUGUGUAACCAUGUCACAUAUGUGACCUGGAGUGGAAAUGAGUGCCCAGAGGAGAGCAUGCAUUGUUGGAGCUGUGGAAAGAUUGUCUGUGAACGCUCAAAACUGUAAUACAAAAGAGGGCUGUAUGCAAGUAUGUGAGUAGUGUUUUUUUUUUUUAAGUUGUUACAUGAAUGUGUGUGUGUGGCUGGAAGGAGAGGAUGGGUAGAAAAUAAGAAAGAAGGCACAGUGAAAAGAGGCAAGGAGAGGUUCUGGGGAAGAUAUGGGGUGAGGCAAGUCAAACGUGGUAGAGACAGGGUUGGCUGGAGGCCAUGAAGUCAACGCUGAUGCAUGCCAAGAGAUCUGAGAGAGGUUAGAAAAAGUGACUUGGGAAGAAUGGAGGGUAGGUAAAGGAGAAAUGCUGGGUGAAGGAGCCUGUCUUUAGUAAAUCGAUGUCAGGUACACCGUAGGUAAUGCAAGGGAUUUUUGUAGAGUUGAAGAAGGACAUGGUCUUCAUGGAUAUAGAAACAUGUGGCCACCAGAACCAUUAGGGAGUCACCUAUUCAUCUCAGGAAGUGGGUACAGAAGGCAUUUCGCUCUCCUGUGGGUUCUAGACCACAUGUAGGGUUGGUGACAAUGCUGUCUGCGCACUGGCCUUUGGUGUUCCAUGUGCUGUUGGGGCAUGAAGGUGUAUGAGCGUUUGGUAGUUACCAAAUACACUUUCAAUAAUGCUCAUCCUUCCAUGGUCUAAAAUGGCCACAGCAAACAUGGAAACAAUAGGUGUAAGUUAGACAAUACUAAGUUUCAUCUGAUCUUUGACAGAGGGGUGUGCCAUAUUGGAAACAUGUUUUCCACACAGGCACCCCACAAGAACAGUGUGAUGUGGGCGUAGACCAUGUGUUUUAAGUAAAGAGGAAAUCAGGGGGCGUGUCAGGAUGAAGGGAAUGUGGGAAGAUGUUCCGAAGACAUGCACUAGAAAACAGAACGGUGUCUGUUUUCGUCCAGUACUAAAUGAAAAGAAUUGCAAUACAUUGCUUAUUGCAAUUUUUAUCCUAAGUUGAAUCCAUGAGCCUGGUGCUUGCAGCAUAGUUUUUUUGUUUUGUUUUGAAGCCUAUGUCCUUGGGCACUGUGUGGGGCAAGGCCCUGAUGUUUUGGCAACAUGCAGAUUCUGGUCUCCUGGAAACCUUCAUAUUCUUUCAUAUUCUAGAAACAGAUGAAUGUCAUUGGCACUUGGUGAAUUAAUUAGAAUCCUGAGCUAAGAGGGAAGGAAGCUGGGUAGUGACGAAGGACUUGAGUAGGCUGGCAGGAAAGGACUGGGGAGGGACCAUUUAGUUGUCCCGUGUUUUUCAGAAAUUUCUCAUUUUGCAAUGAUCUGAGACUUGAAAGAAGUUACAAAAGAAUCAGCACCUUACCUUGGUUCUGUUUUCCACACACUGAAAAUAUUUCAGUCUAUUUUCAUCUAUUUGGACCAUUUUCAAAACUAAACCCUAGGCCCGGCUUGGCUUUCACCAGUUUUCCUACAUUGUAUUCAGUUGCUCACUGGAUACUUUUAGCCUUUGUUGGUUUGUAAUCUGGCUUUGGUGGCAUACAGGAUAAAGGAUUCUACCUAGAUAUUACUCUACAAAUGAGAGAAAACAUCAAACUGACAAGCUCUUUUAUCAGGGACCAGUACUCCAGCUGUUUGCUGAACCCACUUUCGAUUACAGCUCAUCAUUGCUGGACCCAGAACGGCCACAGCGUUACACGGGAGUCAUAUGUAAUGAUCAGCUCUGCUGUUUGGCCACCCAAACAAUCCAAGGACAACUUAAGAAAAGUAACAAUAUAAAAGGCUUCAAAGUGGAAGGGAAUUGUAAACAGAAGAACGGGACUUUUGUUGGUGACCAGAGGGGUCUAUGAUAAAGCGGUACUUUGGUCAAGAAUUAAGUGGUACUGAAUGGAGGUAGGGAUAGUUUGUGGCUAGACUAUGGCACAAAUAUAAACCCCUAAUGUGAGGUUAAAACACUGUCUUUGGAGGACCAGAGGAGCUUCAUUCGCCUAACUGUUCAUCCUUAAUUGUAAUAUCAGCUGCUAAGCUAAAUGCAAACACAUCAGCUCCCUGGGGAAAAGUUGAAACUCUCGUUUCUUGGACCAUUACUUUGGGUUUCCUGCUAGACAUUUUUAAGCUGCCUUGCUUAAGGGCUACAGGAUAACAACUGUCUGUGGCUUAUGAGAUUCCUAGCACACAAAUGAGUAGUUUGUGUAUGUUAUAUUUUUAAUGAAUAAAGAGUGGAAAAAUUAUGUAUCACAUGUGUUAAUUUGGGGAGAAGCGCUUUAUAACAGAGGGCUUACUCUCAAAGAGAACAAAGGAAAACGUGUUCUACAGACAGUGUAUACCUUUGACCUCUGAAAAAAGCUAUAUAGUUUCUCCUACAGACACCUUGCCAGUAACCUUACAGGUCUUAUAGGAGAGCAGAUCCAAGUUGCCAGGCUGAUCUGCAAGCACAAACAUUUGUCAAGGGAAAGCACAGGUCGUUACUUUCAGUACAAAAUGGUUCUUUGCUAUGGAUGGAUUCUCUUCUUCUUGCCCCAUGUCCUGUUCCCAAGGACCGACUUCCUGCAGCACUGUGGUGGACUCUUCUAUGAGGAGACAACAUCUGGGCCUUAUUCAAUAGCCUGUGGUGGGUAAUGUGUUUUGUCAAGAGCUAAACAGCAAAUGGAUUUAAUUUCUGCUUAACAUGGUCAUAGUCAUUCUGAAAUGGCUACAGAAAUAUUCUCUGUACUAGAAAAAGGAAUGGAACGUGGUGCCAAUUGUCUAUUUUCCUUUAUUUAUUCCCUGUAAGUCUGUCAGAUGAUAAAUUGUACAUAACAGUGAUUAAAGAGUCAUGCUACUGA
Mus musculus (house mouse) is the source of this 8625-nucleotide messenger RNA. It is a transcript of the gene Ddr2, whose product is annotated as discoidin domain receptor family, member 2. Gene Ontology annotation, molecular function: transmembrane receptor protein tyrosine kinase activity; collagen binding; protein tyrosine kinase activity. Gene Ontology annotation, biological process: positive regulation of osteoblast differentiation; cell surface receptor protein tyrosine kinase signaling pathway; positive regulation of ERK1 and ERK2 cascade. The transcript is spliced from 18 exons. NCBI's taxonomy places the organism in Eukaryota, Metazoa, Chordata, Mammalia, Rodentia, Muridae. The record is from RefSeq and is a predicted model, not a curated record. Gene Ontology annotation, cellular component: plasma membrane; apical plasma membrane; membrane. The coding region runs from base 513 to 3077 and encodes 854 amino acids.